AUGAAGCUCUUCAUUUUCACCUUGUUCUGCUCUUUGGCCUUAGGCGCCCACAGCCAGAACUGGUUCCUGGAUGCUGGAAGGUUUAUAAAAGAAGCUGGUCAAGAGACCUGGGAUAUGUGGAGAGCCUACUCGGACAUGCGUGAAGCCAAUUUCAAAAAUUCUGAUGAAUACUUCCAUGCUCGGGGGAAUUACGAUGCUGCAAAGAGGGGGCCGGGUGGUGCCUGGGCAGCAGAAAUCCUCAGUGAUGGCCGGGAAUUCCUGCAGGGAGGCUCCAGUGGGAGGGGCGUGGAGGACUCGCUGGCCGACCAGGAGGCCAAUCGCCACGGGAGAAGCGGCGGAGACCCCAACCACUACAGACCGGCCGGUCUGGAUGAGAAAUACUGAACACAAGUGUCCCCUCAAGUGUGGGUUUCUUGUCUCUGUUAGAGGCCCGAAACUGUGGUGCUUAAUACAUUUCACUAUCGACAACCCCAAUCUACCUGUGUGUGUCCUGGCCUGGAUUUAAAUAACCCACCUCCUCCCCAACUCUUCCUGUGCCCCACCCCUCUCUUAAUAAGCCUGGUGACACUAAAUGGCUGAGGUCAGCAACGUGAACAAGAGCAGAGCCUUUCCUCUGGGUGGAACAAACCCACCACGUUGCUUCCGUGAUCAUCAAUGUGGAUGAUCCCAUCAGCAUCAUUACCGACUCAAUUUUUUUUAUUGAAUUUGUUAAGCGCUUACUU
Molecule: messenger RNA, 722 nt
Organism: Tachyglossus aculeatus (Australian echidna)
Lineage: Eukaryota; Metazoa; Chordata; Mammalia; Monotremata; Tachyglossidae
Product: serum amyloid A protein
Exons: 3
Coding region: 1-384 (127 amino acids)
Cellular component (GO): extracellular region
Source: RefSeq, a predicted model, not a curated record